Molecule: messenger RNA, 2311 nt
Organism: Frankliniella occidentalis (western flower thrips)
Lineage: Eukaryota; Metazoa; Arthropoda; Insecta; Thysanoptera; Thripidae
Product: spermine oxidase-like
Exons: 9
Coding region: 312-1913 (533 amino acids)
Molecular function (GO): polyamine oxidase activity
Source: RefSeq, a predicted model, not a curated record
CCACGCCUCCCCGGGUGGACCACGCGUGUCUCGUCUCAUCCGCAGAGAGGUUCCGAGGAGACACAGUUCGUCGUAAUCGUGACUUCAUGACGACAAGUAAACAAACGACAAAUGAAUGACGCGCUGGGACGGCCAGUGGGCCAGUCGGGUCGAGAACGCGUGUAGGAAUCCAUUGAGGGCGGCUGGGCUGGCGAGCGAGGAUCACACCACGGGAAUUCUCGUCCCUUCCGAGUGACUCAUUCCUACAUUCCCCUAAUAAAGUGGUCUUAACACAUCUCUUGUCUUCAUGACCGCGGUUCAUCACGGACACAAUGUUCAGCAGGGACUCACAACAAAACCGAUACUUUCGAAUGGUUCAUGGAGCAUUCGAAUCUGGCUGGAGAGAAGCCAAUAGGAUUCUCAGAGACGUCAAGACGAUUCCCUUUGGUUGGCAACAGCGAAAACCACAGAAAUGCUCUGUAAUUAUCAUUGGAGCGGGAAUGGCAGGCCUUGGUGCUGCUAGAGAGCUGCUUGCUGCCGGUGUUCCCGAUGUUCUUAUUCUGGAAGCCCAAGAAAAGGCAGGAGGCCGAGUUUGCACUUUGCCUGUGGAAGCCGGUCACAUUGAAUUAGGUGCCCAAUGGAUUCACGGGGAAGACAAUCCAAUUUAUCAAGCUGCUCACAAGCAUAACCUUCUGUCAAACACAACUUCUGUGGAAGGUUUAGGACCAUACUUAAAGAUUGAUGGGACUGAAUUGUGCAGCUCAUUAGUUGCUCAUGUCAGUCAUAAGAUAUCUUGCAUCCUGGAAGAUUGUGAAGAAUUUGUGAACUGCAAUGAAAAUUACCCACCAUCUGUCGGUCAAUAUCUAAGAGACCGCUUCCAAGAAUAUAUAGACUGUUGUGUUAAUGAUUCACCAGAGGAUAAAAUACUUAAGUGGGAAUUAUUUAAUUGGCAUUUGAGGUUUCAGGAAAUUGAUAAUUCUUGCACAAACCUGGGAUCUUUGUCAGCAAAAGACUGGGGAAAAUACAAGUUUACUGGUGGAGAAGAUUGCAUAAACUUGUCAGAAGGAUAUUCUUCUGUCAUUGAUGUUCUUAUUCAAGAUCUACCUGAAAAAAUUAUUCAUUUUAAUUCUCCUGUUAAAUCAGUGGUGUGGAAUGAAAAUUUACCAUCAAAAUCUGCUGGAAAUGAAUGUUCAGUGUUUCCAGUAACAGUGAUUUGUGAGGAUGGGUCUGCUGUUUGUGCGUCACAUGUAAUUGUCACAUGUUCCAUUGGUUUUUUGAAAGCUAAUCACCAGAACAUGUUUAAGCCAUCUCUCCCAAGUUCUCUAACAUCUGUAAUUGAAGCAUUAGGAUUUGGAGUUGUUGACAAAAUUUUUCUAUUUUAUGAUGAACCUUGGUGGGAUAGCAAACAACAGGCUUUUCAAAUUGUCAGAACUGUUCCAGACAAAACUGACAGUGAGCCCAAGGAGGCUGACUGGUGGUUAAAUGACUUCACUGGUUUUGAUGUUCUCUCCCACAAACCAGCAAUUCUCCUUGCAUGGGUUGGUGGAAAUGGUGCUGUGCAUAUGGAAGGCCUGGAUGAAGAUGUCGUUGGAGAACAUUGCACAAAUUUACUGAGGAAGUGUGUCAAAAAUCCUGAAACGCCACUGCCAAAAUAUAUAAAAAGAUCCACUUGGUUCAGUAACCCCUAUAUACGAGGUGGUUAUAGCCACACAACAUCAACCUGUGAUAAAAUUGGAUGUGGCCCAAAAGACUUAACUGUACCAGUUUACUGCAACAUAGAAAAUUCAGAAAAACACCCAGUAAUUUUACUAGCAGGGGAAGCAGCCCAUGAAUCACACUUUUCAACAACUCAUGGAGCUUUUGAAUCAGGGCAGGCUCAAGCAAGAAAAUUAGUGAACUAUUUAAAAGAAAAUGAAAAUAAGUUCACCUGCUAAAGUGUUUCGCUCCGCUCACAACAACAAAAAUUGAAACCUCUGUCGUGGUCCCUGCGAACUUUUCCUGCAACUAAUUGUCUCGACUGCAGACCCUGUCAUGGCCAUGGCUGUAACACAUAGUUUUUUUGCUAUAAAUUUUACACUGUGUGAGUUACUACUGUACUUGAAUAUUUUAAACUAUUUGAAGCAUGAAAUUUCCAUAUAAAUACUGUUUUGCACAUUGUGAUUAAUAAUUUUAAAGUGAAUUUUACCAUCUUUAUCCAGUCAAAAUUUUGAUCAUUCUAUCAUUCUGGAAUGCCCUACUUUGCACCAAAAUAUUGAACAGUCUGCUGUGAUAUUGAUUUCAUACUGUCAAUUGUAACGGAUCAAAUAAAUAAUAAUUUGGAAGAAAAAUUUUA